AUGGCUGCUGUCUUGAUGCAUGGUCAAUGUCUCAGCCUGGGCCUGAACGUGGCCGCUCUUGUCAAUGCCUUUUCGACAUUGACCGACACUAGCUCAACGCUUUUGUUGGGGACCGCCGGCACGUGUCAAGAACAGGUCAGAAAUGAGAAAGAAUGCUUGGACGAAGUGGUGGAGACGCGAACAUGGCACCUGUAUACCAGCCGCAAGUAUACGUUUAGCAAGAAGCAGCGGUUUCGGAGUCAGCAGCUGGCGCCGGGAGCUGACGGCAUCGCCGUUUCCAAAACACAUUUUUCGUCGGGCCGAGAGCGUUACGCCUUUGAUUGCACGGAGGUGGCUUGCGAGGUCAAGGGCUUCCGUCUUGUCGCCAAGAAGAGUCGAGCUGAGAAAAAGUUGAGGUUCCAUGAACGAAUCGCCAAAACGCAAUCGGCUGCUCAAGCGAUGGCCGACUGCUUCAACAAACGUUUGCAAUCUUGUUUUGACAGUCCGCAGCCCGCAUUGCUCCUCCAUUUUGUGCCUUGUGCAAUUUACGAGGUUGAUGAGGUCAGCCGAUCAGGUGGCAGAGCCUGGUUCUUGGUCGAGCCGCUCCUCGAGGGCAGGUUCUGCAAGUGGAACAACAACGCUGGUGGUGUACGGAAGAACAUUGGCGUAACAGUGCGUAUCGGUACUAGCGAGCUGUGUAUCGACGACGUCACUCAGGCCUUCAGCCACUUUUCAUACGAGAGAUCCAACCAUUCAGCGCUGAUCUGCGACAUGCAGGGCAUUUGGAAUGCCGUUGAUGGGUUUUCGUUGACUGACCCAGUCAUUCAUCAUGUUGGAUGUAAUCGCAAACACAGGGCUGACACUGACUUUGGAGGUGCGGGCAUCGACAGUUUCUUAGCGACCCACAAGUGCUCCACGUUGUGCCAAAUGCUCAAGUUGCCUUUCAUAGAGCCACGGCUCAGCAAGCACAAGCAGCAUACGUUCGAAUCGGUACUGCGGAGGCAUCAGGCCUAUUAA
This is a messenger RNA of Monosiga brevicollis MX1, 996 nucleotides long. RefSeq lists its product as uncharacterized. Gene Ontology annotation, molecular function: ATP binding; protein serine/threonine kinase activity. The record is from RefSeq and is a predicted model, not a curated record. The transcript has a single exon. Gene Ontology annotation, biological process: protein phosphorylation. The coding region runs from base 1 to 996 and encodes 331 amino acids. Lineage: Eukaryota; Choanoflagellata; Craspedida; Salpingoecidae.